GUGUAUAAAAGCCCAGCUGAGAGGCAGACGCCACACUGGAGAAACAUUUUCAAACAGGCCAAAGUCAGCAGCUCUUUAUCACAGCAACAACAACAAGCCCUAAACACAGCAGCCAUGGCCGAGAGACGGAUUCCGUUCACGAUGCUCCGCACCCCGAGCUGGGACCCUUUCCGUGACUGGCACCACAGCCGCAUAUUUGACCAGGCCUUCGGCAUGCCGGCCGCGCCGGAGGACAUCGCCGCAUUCCAGGGCACCCACUGGCCGGGGUACAUGCGGCCCCCCAUCCUGGCCCCAGACAUGGGCGUCAUGAUGCCCCACAGCCCCAUGAUGUAUCCUGGUGCCUUGAUGGCCCAUCAGGCACGUGCCCUUUCCCGCCAGGUGAGCAGCGGCGUGUCGGAGGUCAAGCAGACCCAAGACAGCUGGAAGGUGUCGCUGGAUGUCAAUCAGUUCUCCCCUGAGGAGCUGGUGGUGAAGACCAAGGAUGGUGUGGUGGAGAUCACUGGCAAGCACGAGGAGAGGAAAGACGAGCAUGGCUUUGUGUCCAGAAGCUUCACCAGGAAAUACACCCUCCCGUCCUCCGCUAACGUCGAGCAGGUGGUCUCCUCUCUGUCUCCCGAGGGCGUGCUCACUGUCGAGGCUCCUUUGAUCAAACCAGCCAUCGAGUCGUCAGAGAUUACGAUACCCGUCACUGUGGACAACAAAGGUGGUGUGGUGAAGAAGUAGGAGGAAAGAGCGGGGUGGAGAUGAAAGAACGAGGGAUUACCCUGGCCUCCCCCUCUGUCUGAGGUGAUGAGUUAAACCCAGCACUGUGUAAACACGUCUUUGCACACUUGAGCUUUGCCUCCUUUCUCUCCACCACACCUUCCUCACAUCACCUCCAUGCUGCCUUCACAAACUAAAGACAAGAGCAAAGUGGACAAUGACGGCAGGGAUCAUACCAUCAAGUGUUUUUUUCUAUGUGCCCCCCCUCCCCCCGACUGGAAAUAGACUGUUCCAUCUACAGUUGCCUUUGGAAGUUGAACUAUUCAGUUAACCAAAUAAAGAACAGUAAACACA
Solea senegalensis (Senegalese sole) is the source of this 1056-nucleotide messenger RNA. RefSeq names its product heat shock protein, alpha-crystallin-related, 1 (gene hspb1). Gene Ontology annotation, molecular function: protein folding chaperone. The record is from RefSeq and is a predicted model, not a curated record. Bases 115 to 723 code for a protein of 202 amino acids. Lineage: Eukaryota; Metazoa; Chordata; Actinopteri; Pleuronectiformes; Soleidae. Gene Ontology annotation, biological process: protein refolding; response to heat. The transcript is spliced from 3 exons.